Molecule: messenger RNA, 925 nt
Organism: Plodia interpunctella (Indianmeal moth)
Lineage: Eukaryota; Metazoa; Arthropoda; Insecta; Lepidoptera; Pyralidae
Exons: 3
Coding region: 160-678 (172 amino acids)
Source: RefSeq, a predicted model, not a curated record
UCCGUUUGGUUGUCACCCUUGGUCAGCCGUCAUUUUUAUCGCAUAUAUUCUACAUUUUACAAGUCGUAUUGCAUAUUUAUGCAUUUUCUUCAAUUCCAAAUCAUACUUAUGAUAUUUAGCGUUAAGAUUUAAUAAGAACGAAAACAAAUCUCAACCAAGAUGCCUCACUUUGACUUUAUACACAUGGAUGAAAUGCUGAAUGCAAUGGAGCCCAAGGAGCGCACUUUGAUGCUGGUCCUUCGCCUUGUCACCCUCGCAGCCAUCAUUGCUCUCAUCGUCAUGCAUGCCAGGUCCAUGCGGGUGUUUCGAUGGGAGCAGUCGGUGUCGGGAGGCAUCUUGGUAACGUACACAAUCUGCAUGUUGGGGUUGUGCUUGUGUGCGGGCACGAGCGACUGCGGAGGCGAAGCUUUCCAGGCGUUUAUUUGUGGCACAGGCGCGGCAUUGUUCGCUAUCAACGCAGGCAUGCUGUGGCGUCGCUGGCGCAAGGCUGGCGAGCUGACGAGGAUCGUGGCCGAGCUGCUGGUGACCCUGGGCCUGCAGCUCAAGUGGCAGCUGCGGUGCAAGAUCGGCAUCAGCGCCGUCAUCGCAGCCUUGUUGCUGUUGGACAUGGCCAUGAACCCGCUUAUACCUCAGAAUAAGCUAAUUGAAGAACUACGUACCUCAGGGAACUUCUAUUAAGGGAAAUUUGCCCGUAUUUUGUUUUGUUUUGUAUGAUUUAUUCCGUAAUAUCAUUGUUCAAUUUAUUAAAAAGGAAUGCCUUCCAGCACACAGGAAGGCAUUCCUUUUUAAUAAAUUUCAUGAUUUUAAGUCAACGGGAAGUAGGUUUUGAUGUUGAUUGAUGACGCGAAACAAAAAAAAUCAUGGUAUCCAUAGGGAAUCAAAAUCGAAUCAUGGACCAAAAGGUGGAUUUGAAAUAAAAUGUAUA